Messenger RNA from Ordospora colligata OC4, 2373 nucleotides. Its product is annotated as separase. Gene Ontology annotation, biological process: meiotic chromosome separation; proteolysis. The coding region runs from base 1 to 2373 and encodes 790 amino acids. The record is from RefSeq and is a predicted model, not a curated record. Gene Ontology annotation, cellular component: mitotic spindle; nucleus; cytoplasm. Gene Ontology annotation, molecular function: cysteine-type endopeptidase activity. The transcript has a single exon. NCBI's taxonomy places the organism in Eukaryota, Fungi, Microsporidia, Ordosporidae.
AUGGAGUCCGUAGAGAAUAGAACAGAGUUUAUCAGGAAACUUAGAUAUAAAGGUAGCGGUCUACCAUGUAAGCGCACGUGCAUGCAACGAGGCUCAGUAGGAAUAAAAAUUGUCAACCAGAUCCUGAAAUUUCCAUCACGAGAAUCUGCAUGCUUUGCACUUGAAAUAAUUAAAUGCCUGUAUGUAUAUGAGCCAAUGCUUGGGACUCCGAAGUAUUCUCUGGAUAAAGCAUUGGUAAGUCUUUGCGAUAAGGUGUUUGUAAAUGAAGUAUAUGAGGAGAUAGAAAGAAGGAUUAAAAUGCAUAUCUUAAACAUGGAAAAAAGUGGCAAUGUAGAACAGAGAAACGAGAUUGAUAUCACUCCUGAGAUGUGCUAUGGAGAUAUGCUGUUUGAUGAAGUUCUUGUUGGAUACUUCAUCAUCAAAUACAGGAAAUACGGUGUUUUUUACACGAAGGUUAUUGAUUUGAUUGAUAGAGUCAAUCCAAGGUUAAGAGCAAAAGCAAUCAGGGGUUUUGACGGAUUGGCUCAAAUAGAAGCAAUACACGGAUUUGAAGCAGAAUUGGAAAGGCUUGCAGAUGCAUUGAAGCAUGAAUGCCAUAAACCAGUAUUAAUGCAAAAGAAGAACCGUUUAUUUAUUGAAGAUGAGUGUGAAUGUGUAAGGCAAAAUUAUCUUUUGGUUUCAUGCUUCUAUGAUAUUCCAGAGACAAUUACUGUGCCUUAUUAUGAUUUGAGAAAGAACUUUCGGAUUGAAUGUUUUGCAUACAUUGAGUGCUGGAAUGGAUUUGUACAAGAUAAUGAGCUUGUUGGGCUUGAUGGAAACAAAGAUGUAUCGUUGUUGAAAACCCAGUGCUUUGAAAUGUGUAUGAGAAGAACAUAUGAUCUAAAACUGAUAGAUGAAGUGAUUGUAAAGACAGUAUCAUUUGAGAGGAUGUUUCUGGAAGGAUAUGCAAAUGUUGUAAGACAAAAGCACCUAAUUGCAAAAGCAAAGUUCAAAGAAGUUCUGGAAGUGAUUGUUAGGCUUGGGAUGGCAUGUGUGCCUGAGAUUCUUUUCCAUGUGUAUGAUUUUCUGUCUCUAUCGCAUAUGUAUUGUGGAGAAUACUUUGAGUGUAUUUUUUAUCUGAGUAAGGGGAUUGAAUUGGCACAUAGACACCGCGUUGGCUUUAUAGCAACAUACUUUUUGAAUUGCAGAUUUGCCGCAGAACGAAUAGCAGGGAUGAGUGGGCCAGCACCGAAGGUUCGAUUUGAUUUAUGGAGAGGUGUUCAUAAGAUUGAGGAUGUGAUACUGGACGAAGGAUUUGUAAGAAGUAAUAGAAUAUGUGCAAGUGUAGCUCUUUCAAAUGAGAUAAGCAGCUUAAGGGAGCUCAGAACAAUCGAAAAGUUUGAAGCAUUCAAGCCAAGCAUGCUUUUAGGAAGUAUAGAAAAGGCAUUAUUAGUAUUUACAGGAUAUUAUGUUAUUUCACUUUAUUGUAUUGAUCGAGAUUUGUAUGCGAAUGACUUCAGAAAGAUUUUCAAGGUUUUUGAUGACUUUACUAGUGCUAAUGAAAGGAUUAAUGAGAUACUUAGUAGAUCAAGGUGUAUUUUAAAAGAAAAUAUGAAUGGAUCCGUUGAUAAAGGAAGAUGGUGGGCAGAAAGGAUGAAGAUGGAUGUAGAGCUUGGCGAUGUUUUAUCUGAUGUUUGCAGAGGGUUUAAUGAGAUUGAAACUGGAGAUAGGGUGAUUCUCGUGCUAGAUGAAACAACAACAGAGUUUCCAUUUGAAUCAAUGUCUAUUUUCAAAUCCAAGGUUGUUUACCGAGUUCCUUCUCUGGAAUACUUUGAGAAGUGGUUUGAGAUGCAUCCAAAGAAACUAACUACUGUAGAUUCAAGCGAAAGAUCUAUGUUUUAUGUGUUGGAUCCAGAUAAUAAUCUACAGAAGACACGAGAGCGCAUUUCAAAAGGUUUAAGUGCACUGGGUAUUACAAACGGAGUGUGUGGAAGAAGCUUAUCUAAUAAAGAAUGCAAGACAGUAAGUGAGUAUAGCACAUUAUUGUAUUUUGGCCAUGGAAGUGGAUCAAAGCAUUUACGAAUCCAUGGAGAUGGUAAAAACAUGCUUUUAUUUGGAUGCAACAGUGCAAGACUUCUGUGUAUGAAGAACUACAAGAGAAGUGGAUUUCUAAUGAAACAUUUGAGCAAAAACUCAACAGUGAUGGGAUGUUUGUGGGAGGUUACUGAUAAGGACAUAGAUGUUUUCAGUAUGAAGGUUGUUGAAAGACUGAUGAGAGGUGAGGAGUGCCUUGGGAUGCUAGCAUCGAUGUUCAGGGAUGAGUUUAAGAUGAAGUAUUUGAAUGGUGCUUCCGUUGUUGUUUAUGGGCUGCCAAGAAGACAGCUACUUAGAUGA